CGGUUCACAUAAAGCGAAAGAUUUGAUUCGUUGACAACACUUGAAAAUAUAAUCAAAUUUUACCAACCCACAAUAGUAAAUCAAGUGGCAAUAUUACCUGUCAGUCAAAAAACAAAGCUAGAUCUAGCGGGAAAAAGCUAAAUUGACAACACUGGUCAAUUGUUUCUUUUGUUUACAAAUCAGAAAUUGACAAAUUAACUUCAGUGUAACGAAUAUUUUAUAAUGUAAUUGUUUGUGUAAAAGUAAAACUAGACAAUAAUUUACCAUGGACAAGUUUUUGAUAAAGAAGGCGAAGGUUGCAGAACAACGGCCUCCCACGCAGUCAGUCGAAAGUGAUGGCAGUGAAAGCGACACAGCUGGCGAAAAAAAGGAUCCAAAACGCAAAUUUCGGAAAGAAUGGCUAACCCAAUUUAAUUGGCUCAAAGAGCAAAAUGGGAGCGCAUACUGCACUGCUUGCGAAAAGUCCAUGGUGAACCACGUAGCGAAGCUAAAACGACACACAGAGCAAUCAAGCCAUGUUCAAAAUCUGAUCAAGAAAAAGGGCCAAGUGAAGUUAGAUUCUUUUCUUAAAGAACAAAAUGAUACUUUAGAAAAGCAAAUCCGAAACGCAGAAUUCAGUUUAGUGAUGUUCAUAAUAGCACAUAAUCUUCCAUUUAUCCUUAUGGAUUAUUUGCCAAAUUUGCUAGCCGUGUGUUGUCCGGACUCAAAAAUAGCGCAGUCUUUACGCUGCGGCAGAACCAAAUCGACCCAGCUAGCAGAGAUUUUAGGGAACGAAGCAAUGAAAAGAAUAGUAUCGGAUCUCAGAACGUGUAAAUUCUCUUUGAUUGUGGACGAAACCACGGACGUAUCAACAACAAAGUGUCUGGUUCUGGUGGUAAGGUAUUUUGAUAAGUUAUCGAAUACCAUUCGUGACAGAUUUUUAUCACUAGUUGAACUUACCAAAAGCGAUUCUGAGGCAAUAUACCAAACGAUAAAGUCAUUUUUCGAAACGCACAGUGUACCUUUAAGUAAUUUGAUAGGGCUAGCAACUGACGGAGCCAAUACGAUGGCCGGCGAAUUAAAUGGGCUGAAAACAAAAUUAAAAAAUGAUACUAAUAUAUUUUACAUCAAAUGCACUUGCCACUCGCUGCAUUUGUGUUCGAGCUACGCCAGCAAACAGCUACCAGCAAAAAUUGAAAAGCUGUCCAGGCUUGUCAACAUCAACAGCCGGGCUUGUCAACAUCAACAGCUGAAAUUAUCAACAGCUGAACUGGUCAACAUCAACAGCAAUACUAGUCAACCUCAACAUCAACAGCUGAGAUUAUCAACAUCAACAGCUGAGUUUGUCAACAUCGACAACUGA
Molecule: messenger RNA, 1342 nt
Organism: Musca domestica (house fly)
Lineage: Eukaryota; Metazoa; Arthropoda; Insecta; Diptera; Muscidae
Exons: 4
Coding region: 266-1342 (358 amino acids)
Source: RefSeq, a predicted model, not a curated record